UACUUGCUGUAAAUCAAGCCAGGAAGAUCGAGCCCAAGUACAAGACGAAUGGUUUGGGCAUGGUGCCUACGCCCCAGGUGUGCGUAUCAACCCUGGUCACGGUGAGCACGAUGGCAGUGGUGGACCUCUACUUGCUGGAGCAGAGCAUGCUGGGAGCUCGGGGUCUUUCAGGACCUAGCGUGUGGCAAUAUGUGGCAGUGUUGCUGGGCGAUUUGGGCUUCCUGCUCGCGCUGCGCUUCGUCUCAGCUGGCGUGGUGUCUGAGGCGCAGUCGCCACGGCGUGGAUUUGCCAACGCCCUCUGGUUCCUGUUCCUGUCCCUGCUCCAGCUCAAGCUCUUCUUCGUCUGCCACAACUACAGGCAGGAGCGUCGGCCACCUGAUCCUCUGGCCAGAAAGACCCUGACGCUGCUGCUGUCCAUCUGUCUACCCUCCCUGUUUCUCAUCCUGACAGGAGCUGACCACAUGACUCCGCAGCGGAGGAAGCAGGAGGUGCGGGGCCGGCUCCUCUGGGUGGUGGUUGACUUGCUGGAUGUGUUGGACCUGCAGGCGGGGCUGUGGGAAGCCCAAGGAGGGUCUGCAGCCGGUACUGGAGGGAUUGUAGAGCAGAGGCUGCCCAUUUGGGCUGAGGGUCUGGUUUUCUUUUACUGCUAUGCCCUCCUGCUGCUGCUGCCGUGUGUGGCACUCACAGAGCUGGGAGCCACUGGUCUGCCAGGACAGAGAGGACCCCGCAAGGAGGCUUUGUACCCUUGGCUUAGCUUGGUCACUAUCAAUAUUUUCACCUUAGCCCUGAGGGGUGCAGGGAUGCUGUGGUAUAGGGACCCCCGCGUGUCCACUGUGUUUCUGGGCAAGAACCUGCUGGCUCUGGCUGUGAAGCUGAACUCAGCCUGGGAGAGACAUAAACAGGAGCGCGGUGCUGCAGGAGGCGGGACUGUGGCAGGAGCAGAACCGGGAGACUCGACCUUGCCAAACACGGGUACAGAGCAGGGAGAGGGCCAGGCCCAGGGGAAAGCUCCUCCCUCUAAUUAUCACACACUGUCUCAUUCUCAAAGCCACUCGCUCUCCCACGUCAGCCUGGAGCCCACAGCGACGCCUUUAGGACCCUCUUUCAUCUCCCAUGAACUUUAGAGAAUCACUCUGAACGUGCACGCGUGCACACAGGCGUGCACCACAACCACAGUGAAAAUUCACGCUGGUAUCACAUCCAAACAGAUAACUGUACUGAAUUUCAGUACAACAGCGGAGGUUAUAAUGCAGAACUGUGGAAUUGCAUUUGGCAAGUUUGGCUUUGUGCACAUCUUGUUGUGCUCAGAAUAAUUCUAAAAGCAGUGCCGUGAUUUGUGGAUGUGUAUUUUUAAAAGUCAACACUGUGAACCCAUCUGUCAGAUUGUAAAGACUUUUUCAGAAAUGUGUGCUGAAGUCUGCUAUUGUUCAUCGUGGUUUAAUCUUGAUUUCGCUGUCAUCACGUUUGUGGAAUUGCAUUGUCAGAUUUGUUUUUUUCCCCCUUUUUUUAAAGAAUUCUGCUUUCCUGAUAAAUAUCUGCUAUCACUGAUUCAUUGCAGCCCUUUAGGGGUGCGAAACAGAAAUUUGUUGCACAGAUUCAUGAGGUUUCAGGAAAAAAAAAAAAAAA
Messenger RNA from Pundamilia nyererei, 1626 nucleotides. RefSeq names its product transmembrane protein 265 (gene tmem265). The coding region runs from base 60 to 1124 and encodes 354 amino acids. The record is from RefSeq and is a predicted model, not a curated record. Lineage: Eukaryota; Metazoa; Chordata; Actinopteri; Cichliformes; Cichlidae. The transcript has 2 exons.